AAUGAGCUCCGCAAAUCUUGUGUGUUUUUGUGAAGUGGAGGUCGCCGAGAGGCAAGAAAACUCAGGCCCACAUCUCGGCUGCGACCGGCAGCAGCUGAGCAAAGAGGCCCCACAAGCGCGGCCGAGCGACGAGGGAGGAGGUGCUGCAGAGGGCAAGAGUGGCCGGCGCCCGGAACCAUUCGACGAAGAAGACGAUGAGUGUCACGGAAUCGUCGGAAAGCAGCCUGGCAAGCAGCCGAGCAUUUGCACCAGCCACGGGAGCGGUGAAAAUUGGCCGCCUGAAUCGCCUGGAUCGCCGACAGAUGGGCAUGAUGUGGACGAGCGGGGCGAGUGGAGGACAGAGGCGAGGAAGCGUAAAGAGAUGGUUGCUCAUUUCCACGAGGGGGCAGGCAGCAAGUUGGCGGCCUACGAAGAGUUUCCCAGUACCCUUCGAUACGAGACGCGAGUCAACGACAGCGGGGAGGUCGAAGAGAAGCUUGUCGGGAUAGCGUUCACUCCCGAGCCUUUCAUCAACACUGCACGGAGAGUCGCUCGUGUCCUUUUCUUUCAACUUGCAACUGCAUUGGUCUUUGCAAUCGCAUGGGCGCUCUUCUGUCUGGGUAAGACAAAGCCAACUUCACAUGCAAGGAAAGAAGAUGUAUCUGGACGGAUGCCAUCAUGACUGUGCGUUUAUGUAAGGUUGCUGGCCGAUGUGUGAGUACAAGAGCUUCAGUCGCGGGGUGCCGUGGAUAGUACUUGAUUUCCUUCGUGUGCUGCUUAUCUAUGUUGAGUAUACCGCCGCCGCACUCCUAAUGGCCGAAGGGGAUGGAAGACUAGCUUUGCGACGCCUUGUCUCGUGCGGGUGGAUUUUUGUGCCUGGCGGACUCUUUUUGUUUUCAAGGGCGGUGGUGCACCACUUUUUCGGAGGAUUCAGAGUCCUAUACAGAACUUACGUGACGCCCCCCGCGGCGUUUGUCGUCACCUUCCCUUUGGCGUUCAUCUUCUUUCGCUUCAGCGCCCACAGGAAUAAGACCGUUAUGCGGCACAGGAAGAUGAUCUAUUCCUCCCAGCUGACGGUGAUAUUUUCUUCACAACUGUCACUCGCAAUCGUCAUGUAAGUAAAUGCCGAUAUCAACAUUCGAUGUUGGCCUGCCUUUUGUCUUUCUCCGUCAGCCGAAUAUUUCUCCUCCCCCUGGCCACGGGAGACACGACCGAUGGGGAGCGGACACGAGUUGCAUUCGGUUUCCUACUGAUCACGUGGCCAUUCCUUGGACUAGGUACGUUUGUUAUGAGAUGAUGCUGAUGUGGCCGCGACUGCCUAGCCGUUCUUACCAAUCAGUGACGGCCACCAAUCGGGCUAUUCGGGACGGAUCAGCACUGCAGACAGCACCAUGUCUCGCCUUUGGGGCUGUUGCGCAUGCUUUGUUUCCUCGCAUGUAAGCAGCGCCCGAGUGAGAGACGAAUAUACGUGAUCCAUUGUUCUACAGGCUUCAGUCAAAAAUGGCAUUGCUUUCGCCGCAUCAAAUCCUGACAUCUGUCGCUCUCGGGUAAGGUCUGCCUGACAUAUUGGCCCCUGCCAUUCGGUGCUCUGUCCAGGUGCUUCGACCUUUUUACAGACAUCGCGAUUCCAUAUUGUAUGCAAGCAUCGAUAUAUUGCAUUCCAAAUCAUGUCUCUUCACGAUUCUUCUUGCGUGAGCAGGUGUUCUCAUUGGUGGCGCGAGCAGCAGGCUAUUCAUACGACUGGUGGCCCGCUUCAAGCCGAACCAAAGGGAGACGCAAGAUCAGCACGCCGAUGCUGUCGACAUUAUUGCCGUCAGGGAUGAGAGCAACAGCGAUCGAAAGCCCGGCCCUCGACUGAGUCGUCUUUCCACGAGGGCGGCAUCGUACCGCCGCUCGAAGAGUGCGGCAUUCGAUCGCCUCCGCUGCAUGUUAAGCCGCUCGUCGCUUGCAUCCCACCUGAAUACGAUACUUGACGCGCAGUCCAAAUUCGUGACGUCUGGGUACCAUCCCAUGUUCCUUCGUCGACUCAGCGACGUGAGCACUUGAGAGCAUAUGGGGAAAACAACGACGGGAAGAGCCCUGCAUUCCACCCAUGUAUGUCUCCUCUCCCUGUUGAUUGAGUACAGCAAGUCUAUUUGUACGGCCUGGCGGAGCUGACCGCACUGGUACGAACACAGGCAGGGAGGCAGGGAGGCAGGGAGGCAGGGAGGCAGGUAGGCAGGGAGGCGAUGCAUCCGUUCUGUCACCUUACUUACAGAUCUUCUCCAAUUUGUGCUCCAUCAUCUUCGAACAGGUGCUGUGUGUGGACGUGCAGUAUGCACACGUGCCUGAUAUGUGUUUCGUCAUGCAGAUGUUGUCUCCAUCUGGCGAGCGGUUGGCGGAGAGACUGGCCGGCCUGGGGGUCCUUGUGCUUAUCGAGAUGAGCCUCGAAUUCCUACUCUUCUGCGUGAGCUACAUAGCUCUUCAUUAAGCCUCAAACACAAGGGCAAUUCCAUCCAUUCACUAUCUGCCUGGGUGUGGCUGGCUGUCUUGUCUUGGUGCGUUGGAUGCAGUACAUGGUUCGUGUGAUCAAUUUGCCAUUGAUCAGGAGCGAGAGGGAGCCGAAGGCCGUGAGGAUGCGACUCAUGGGCAUGUUCUUCACGGGCAGCAUCUGUGUCGUACACGGUGCCUCACACAUGGUCAUGUUCGUUUUGCAGUCGUUGGACAGAGAGGCAUAUGGCAGUGUGGAACUGCGCGACUACUGUCCGCACGACUCUUUCCUCUUGCGGAGACACAUGGGGGCAUAAUUGAUUGAAAUCAGCCAGCCAGCCAGCGAGUGAGUGAGAUAUCCGUAUGCCGUGCCGUGCUCGGCUAAGUCAAGAAGCGGCCGGCUGUCGCCAAGGUUUUCAUGUCUCAUGUAGGUAGGGCUGAUUUUGGCGAGUGGUGCCCGAGGCCUCACGUACUAGGACUUAAUUGGUUGUAAUUGGCGAGGAAGCGGAGCUUCGGUGUCGAAUCGCUCCAUCUCACCAAUCUCAGUUGUCUGCGUUCGUGCGAUGAGUGAGACUGCUGCAGGCGUUGCACGUCAAUGAGCGGUUCAUCCACACACACACUGUCAAGUCAGUCGGCAAAUAGAGGACAUCCAAAAGUCGUGUCACUACCAUCCAUCCAUCCAUUGCACCCUGCCAUGUGGUUCCUCA
Molecule: messenger RNA, 3155 nt
Organism: Vitrella brassicaformis
Lineage: Eukaryota; Vitrellaceae
Source: the annotation of a GenBank genome assembly